Messenger RNA from Micropterus salmoides (largemouth bass), 5197 nucleotides. It is a transcript of the gene dgke, whose product is annotated as diacylglycerol kinase, epsilon. The record is from RefSeq and is a predicted model, not a curated record. Lineage: Eukaryota; Metazoa; Chordata; Actinopteri; Centrarchiformes; Centrarchidae. The transcript is spliced from 11 exons. Gene Ontology annotation, molecular function: ATP-dependent diacylglycerol kinase activity. Bases 328 to 2058 code for a protein of 576 amino acids.
CGAAUUUACUCUAAUAAUAGGGCUCAAACGUGCAUGUGUGUUUUCCGUGUUGGUGAACUGAGUUAUCUUGACAUGUAAGCACUCUCUGAUGAAGCUAAGGUAGCGAGGUAGCUCAUUGGUCCAACGUCACACCACUGUCUUCUUGUUUAUAGCUGCUUACACAGGAAAUGUUUCUAUCUAAGCUCAAAUUUGUGUCCGUGAACAUGAGUGGCGCAGAGAAAACGUGGCGUGGGUCCUCUCUCCAGUUUCUGUUGUUUACAUAGAUCUUCUCUUCACUUAUUUCCGCUCAUUAGAAUCAUCCAUCGCUCGCGCUACCGACCAGCAGCGAUGUACAAGGAGGGGGGCGAGGCGCAUGACGACUGCGGCUCCCGGGAGGAGUGGACGCUCCUGUUCUGGACCUCUCUGGCCGUCAUCGUCCCGGUCAUCAUCACGCUGUGGUGCAGCGCCCAGCGCUCCAAGCGGAAAACGCACAUGAAGGAUUUCUUCCGCAAGAGCAAGCACGGCUGGCACUACACAGACCUGUUCAACAAGCCCACCUACUGCUGCGUCUGCUCCCAGCACAUCCUCCAAGGGGCUUUCUGCGACUGCUGCGGCGUGUGCGCCGACGAGCAGUGCCUGCGCCGGGCCGACCGGAGCCUGUCGUGCAAGGAGAUCAUGGCCCCCUCUACCCCCGAAGGAGCCAUGGAGCACCGCUGGGUCCGCGGAAAUGUACCCCUCGCCAGCUACUGUGCAGUGUGCAAACAGCAGUGUGGGACCCAGCCGAAGCUCUGCGACUUCAGGUGUGUGUGGUGUCAGGCCAUAGUGCACGAUGACUGCAUGGACAGCCUGGCAGAUGCAGACCAGUGUGACCUGGGCGAGUUCCACAGCCUCAUCAUCCCUCCUCAUUACCUGUACCGUGUCAACAAGCUCCGCCGCAGGCACCCCGAUGAGUACAGCAAGCUGGCCUCUUCCUUUGGCAGUGGCUGGACUCCGGUGUUGGUCUUGGCUAACACACGUAGUGGCAACAACAUGGGGGAGGCUCUGCUGGGAGAAUUUCGCACCCUUCUGAAUCCUGUGCAGGUGUUUGACCUGUCUGAGCUGACGCCCUCCAAAGCCCUCCAGCUGUGCACCCUGCUUCCCCCCGGCAGUGUCCGGGUGCUGGUGUGUGGGGGUGAUGGUACAGUGGGCUGGGUGCUGGAUGCCAUCGAUACUAUGAAGCUGAAGGGCCAAGACCAGUUUAUGCCAAGGGUGACCAUCCUGCCCCUGGGGACAGGAAAUGACCUUUCCAACACUUUAGGCUGGGGUGCCGGGUAUGCUGGAGAGAUUGCUGUGGAACAGGUUCUCCGUAACAUCCUUGAUGCAGAGGUGGUCAAAAUGGACAGAUGGAAAGUGCAAGUGGCUUCAAAAGGCCUCUACUUUCGUAAACCAAAGGUUCUGUCCAUGAACAACUACUUCUCUGUGGGGCCUGAUGCUCUGAUGGCGCUCAACUUCCACACACACCGCGAGAAAACACCCUCCUUCUUCUCCAGCCGCAUCAUCAACAAGGCUGUUUAUUUCCUGUAUGGUACCAAAGACUGUUUAGUGCAGGAAUGUAAGGAUCUGGAUAAGAGGAUUGAGCUGGAGUUGGAUGGGGAGAGGGUGGCUCUGCCCAGCCUGGAGGGCAUCAUAGUUUGUAACAUUGGCUACUGGGGUGGAGGCUGCAGACUCUGGGAGGGUAUGGGGGACGAACCCUGCCCCCCCACACGGCUGGAUGAUGGUCUGCUGGAGGUGGUGGGUGUGUUUGGCUCCUUCCACUGUGCUCAGAUCCAGGUCAAGCUGGCCAAUCCUGUACGGCUGGGACAGGCCCACACUGUCAGGCUGGUUCUUAAGAGCUCCAAGAUGCCCAUGCAGGUGGACGGGGAGCCAUGGGCCCAGGGUCCCUGCACCAUCACCAUCACCCAUAAGACCCAGGCCCUCAUGCUGUACCACAGCAGCGAGCAGACGGACGAUGACGAUGACGAAUCCAGCGCCUCUGAGACAGAGAGCCCCACCCCUCACGACUCGCCCAGGCCUCCGGAGCUGGCCUCCGCUCGUGCAUGACCCACUCUGAACAUCACGUGAUCUGAAGCUCUUCUUAUCUCUUCUUUCUGCAGCCCAGAUUCUAUUAAUCCCUCAUUUGCAUUUGAGAUGCCACUUACUCGCCCUCCUCUAAGAUAUUUGAACACACUUUAUCCUCAAUCACGUUGAUGAGAAUAGUUUUAAUAGUAAUUUUCUUGUGUAAUCAUUUCAGAUCUUCGGAGAGCUGACAGGUGUCAGAAAGGUUAGUUUGGAAUUGGGCUGGUGUGAUUUAGUUUUUUGGCCUUUUAUCUCUCCAUUCCCAAUAUUUUGUAACCCAGAGCUCAGGAAGUUCCACCUCAACAUGGGUGGGACAGUCAGGAGGAGGUGAAUGUUAUGAAGAAAGAUUGCGGUUUAUUUGCACUGAUCCCUUGUGCCAUAGAUAUCUACAGUCGACUAUACUGUUUAUUAAUCUGUAUUUACAACUGAAUGCCCAGUGCAGCCCUGCAGGUAUCAGUCAGCCAUUUUUAUGAAGUUGCCCAGGUUCGAUUGACCUAACCCCCAUAAAGCCAUGUCUAAAUCAACAGCAGGUGAUGAAGUAGUAAAAGGGGAAAGAACAGUAUAAUCACAACAAAUAUUACAGUACUGUACUUUAUUGCCCAUUAGUUGUUUUUUUUUAUUCCAGAAAGAGCACAAACAAGCAGCUAGUAGACUCUAGUUGGUUGUGUGUGAAAUGUUAAACUGUACAGAAUAUCUGUAAAAGUCCCCUUUCAUCACAAUGUUGAUAGUUUUUAAGUGUCUCCUGAGUGUGUCACCUAAGAUAAAGCUUUGAAAUGUGUGUGUAGGCCAGAAGGUGUCUGAAUCUUGGUGGUUGUCAAUCACUGGACAUUGAUUCAUCGUUCACUGUCUCAAGUAGCUCGCUAAACUUUUAGAUUGUACUAAUGUACAGUCUUGAAUUAUAUUUAACUUUCCUGAUAAGCGCUAUAGGAAACAACCUCACUUUUUUGUUGUGGUUUAUUUUGAAAGUGCUGCCAAGUAAGUGUUGUUCAGAGGAAUAAUUUUGCCUCGUGUAAAACCUUUUGUUUUUCCUCUUCUUUGCCUACGUCCUCCUGUUUACAUAUUUUGUGCUGCACUGUUUUGGCACUCACACUUAUUAACACCUUACACUGCUUAUGACAUAGGAAACCGUAAUAUUGACCUUUGAUGUUGCUGCCAAUAGUGAUAACUGCUGAUGAGAUUAACUUAUCCCAUGUUGUGACUUUAUGUUAUACAAGUAAUCCUCUCGUAUUUUGUUAUUUGUGUUUUACCAAAUAGUCACCACAAGGUGGCAGACUAAAGACAGUAUUUUCUGCAGACAGGGUAAGCAGAGUUGGUCUUCUACUCAAACCUCCACAGUGUAAUAUCAAUACAAUCAGAGUUACUUGCAUGUACUUUCCUGUGUAGUGUUCUGGUGACAUUGUUCUAACUGUUGAGUUUUAUUGUUGCAUCGUUCCUGUACUCUGCAUAAUCUGAGCAAAAGGUCAUUUGUGCUUUGUCCGUAAAAUAGCCUGCUUGUAGGGAUAUUAAUUGUACCUUUUGAGGUGGUCCUGUUUAUUACCUGUCGCUCACAGCCAUAUCGGAAAAUCUAACGUUAUAGAAUGUUAGUUUGUGCUUUCUUAGGAGCCCGGAGGCAACUUGCUGCUGGUUUGGCUGAACGGGUUUGUUUUUAGCCGCGCAAUGCCUAUGCUUUUGGAAUAUGCACCUCCUUUUAACCAGACCUCAUGGUUUCAUCACCCUCUAUUUGUUUGGUGAAUGUCUUUGUGCUCAAGGACACCUGUUUGAUCUUUUAUCUUAUCAUCCAUGUUUACCAGAGUUGUGUGUGUUGUGUUGCACUGAAUUUGCUUAGAUGUAACAGGGGUUCAUUGGCAGCAUUUUAGCCACACUAGCAGCACGGCUCCCGUUCAAAACACUGUUUUAGAGUGAAAUACCUCGAUGACUGUUGAUGAAUUGUGAUGCAGUUUGAUACAGAUAAAAUGAAUGGUCCCCAGAGAAUGAAUCGUAAUGAUUUUGUUGAUUCUGAGUAUUUAUUUAUCUUCACCAGCAGGUAUACAUUAUACUUGUCAAACAGUUGAUCAUCGUUCCAAAACUACUGACAGAAUUUCUCUCAGCCUUAGCUGUAACGUUAGUUUGAUACGAAUGCUAGAUAGCAUGCUAACAUGCUAGUUUCCAGCUUAAAUCGGAGUUGGAUCUAAAUACAGCUGCACAGUGCAACUUCUUAUUCUGAGAAAAGCUGUUUUCAGCAACAAAAAAAAAAACUUUCUGUGAAGAUUAUGCAACUUUAAUAAGGGCAACAUUUUUUUCCCGGGCGUGCAAUGAAAAUUACACAUCGCUAGCGUGGCUAAAUACUUUUACUUCUUUUAAUGUUUGGGUGGAGGAACAUGACUGUAAUGUUAUUGGUUUGAAUGCUCCCAAUUCAAAAAGCUGUAAUUUAUUAUUAUUUGUUAAAUGUAGAGCAGUAUUUAGAGUGGCUUCAGAAAGUUUUUAGACCACUUCACAGAUAGAUGUAGAUGUAAUUUCAAGUGGAAUCAGUCUAGAUCUAUAGUCAAUAACCCACUAAGUAAAAACACGUUUUCAAAAUUUAUUGCAUAUUUAUUGAAAAUCAAAACUGAAAUCUCUCCAUUAUGUAAGUAUUUGUAAUUGGCUUUAGUUUAGGCAGGCGUGCGUGUGUGUGUGUGUGUGUGUGUGUGUGUGUGUGUGUGUGUGUGUGUGUGUGUGUGUGUGUGUGUGUGUGUGUGUGUGUGUGUGUGUGUGUGUGUGUGUGUGUGUGUGUGUGUGUGUGUGUGUGUGUGUGUGUGUGUGUGUGUGUGUGUGUGUGUAAGGUCCCAAAAUUCACACUGCAUGUCAGGACAAAAGCUAAGCCAUGAAGUUCAAUUAACUGGCUGGUGAUGUAUAAAUCAGGAUAUAGGAAUAAAACCAUUUAAAGGACUCGGAGCAUGAGGAAAAAGGGUCCCUGGUCUGAUGAGGAAAAAAAUUUAACUCUUAGCUAGAACUCUGUACUGUGUCUGACGACCACCAGGCACUGCUCAUCAACUGGCUAAUAUCGUCCCUACGAUGAAGCAUGGUGGUUUCAACAUCAUGGUAUGGGGGUGCUUCUCAGUGACAGGACACUGGUCAGAAUUGAGGGAAGGAUGAAAUCAGCCUAAUA